This is a messenger RNA of Botrytis deweyae, 333 nucleotides long. RefSeq lists its product as uncharacterized. The coding region runs from base 1 to 333 and encodes 110 amino acids. NCBI's taxonomy places the organism in Eukaryota, Fungi, Ascomycota, Leotiomycetes, Helotiales, Sclerotiniaceae. The record is from RefSeq and is a predicted model, not a curated record. The transcript has 3 exons.
AUGGGUGCCAGGCUGCAGCGGUUUAUUUCUACCACCACCUCGCCGACUUCGUUUAAACGAUCGCCAGCUGCCUCCCCAGUGACUAUAUCCAUCUAUGACCCUCACUCUGUCACGGCUUUCUUCGAAGAUGGUACCUCGGUGACUGCAUCUGCCCAUGUUGGCGCAGACGGAAUCCGCUCAGAGGUGCGCCAAACUUGGAAUCAGGAGAAAACCAUCUUCUCAGGCCAGAUCGUCAUGCAAGGCCUCAUCAAAAUGGCAGCUCUCCCGCAAGAAGUCCAAAAUUAUUGCAAACACGUAACAUAUGGGUCGCACCAGGGAAAACGCACAUCGUGA